AUGGCUAAUCCCAGUGAUAAGUUGCCACCAUUGCACUUAGAAGGGCAGUGGUUGUUAGGUGAGGCGUUCAGCGUGCCAGAGGACCAAGACGACCAUGAGGCUUGGAUUGAAGCGUAUGUGAACCUAGCCCUUGCACUGGCUACCCAGCCGCCAACGGAAGCGGAGAGAGCCGAAGCUAGGCGAGAGUGUGAGGUCACGGAUCAUCAUGAGAGGGAAAGCGGGACUGUGUGGACGAAGUUCAACCAUUCUGGAGCGUCCGGGCUGAGGCGACCGCGCGAGUUACUCAAGCAAGUCCGCUGCCCGGCUGUCGUUGUGCACGCCGCAAAGGACCAGGUGUUCCCCAUGGAGCAUGGGGAAGCUUUGAGAGACGAUAUCGAAAGAGCAAUGCUCGUCGUCCUUAAGGACUGUGGUCACGAACUUCCACAUCGCGUUCGAUCGCGCGUAGUAGAUGCAAUUCUGACAAACGCGAAAAAAGGGGCAGCUAGCAGGUGCUGUUAA
Molecule: messenger RNA, 498 nt
Organism: Xylaria bambusicola
Lineage: Eukaryota; Fungi; Ascomycota; Sordariomycetes; Xylariales; Xylariaceae
Exons: 2
Coding region: 1-498 (165 amino acids)
Source: RefSeq, a predicted model, not a curated record